This is a messenger RNA of Asterias rubens (European starfish), 905 nucleotides long. RefSeq lists its product as uncharacterized. The transcript has a single exon. NCBI's taxonomy places the organism in Eukaryota, Metazoa, Echinodermata, Asteroidea, Forcipulatida, Asteriidae. The record is from RefSeq and is a predicted model, not a curated record. The coding region runs from base 25 to 549 and encodes 174 amino acids.
CCUUCAGUACAUAAUUCUCUAAAGAUGCCAAACUAUGAUCGCAUCUUCACAUCCAAUAUUGCUGACUAUGUUGGGUUUGCCAAGCUCUUGCAAGACUUCAAACCACUUCUUAAUUCUAGUAAUCACUACUCAGUACUUGUUACUGAGACAAUAAACUGGUAUAGACUUUUCAUUCAGCCUGGGAAUGAACUACAAGUUCAACUUUGUACUGAAGCUUACAUUCAGGACACAGGCAGGAAUUUAGCUGAUCUUCUUGUGCUUGACACUGAUGUAGCACCUUCUACCUUGUUAGAGUACUUUGAUAAUGCCCCUCACUUUGUUGGCUAUCUGCGUGCACAAAUCAUGGCAGGGGGUCUUGGGAUACCACCAUUGACUUAUUUGCCAUCAAAUGGUGAAGUGAUGAAGUACAAUGGUCUAGAAAUGCGUGACUUUCGUAAGAAGCUGAAUCGUCUUGUCCCAUUUCAGUAUCGAACCAAUGCUCGUGACUUGACCAGAAUAACUGCAACUGACAGAGCAGUAGAGUGGUAUCUGCCACAUACUGAUCACUAAAUUAUAGUAAGCAAGAGCAGGUUGACAUUACAUCAUUAAGAGUCGUUAUAUAAAAAUGACUUUCCAAACUGUCACCUGUAAGUGUUACCAAAAUCAAUAAUCAAAGAAAUAGCUUAGUUUCAACAAAAGGAAAAAUGUCUAUGUUGGAAAAUUGAUGAUUAAAUCAUCGGACUAAGCAUUUAGAUUUAAAUACCAACUUGGUUUUGAGGCAAUUUUGUAAUCCACUUUAACUUGAGGUAACUUAAAAAUGUUUACACUUCAUGCUUAUGUAUAUAUUACAUAAACUGACAAUCAUUUCAAAGAUAGAUGGUAUCACCCUAAUGUACCAUCAUUUGGUGAAAUGAUUAGGUAAUGGU